Molecule: messenger RNA, 2317 nt
Organism: Amoebophrya sp. A120
Lineage: Eukaryota; Dinophyceae; Syndiniales; Amoebophryaceae
Source: the annotation of a GenBank genome assembly
UGGGGCGCUUCGCAGCAAAAAAGUGUUGGGAAAUUUCAUGUCCGAGAAACGGAAACAUCGUCUCUACUUCUGUCAUCUCAAGUAAGAGCCUUGUUGCACUUCUUGUCCUUUACUUCGUUCGUCCGGCUUUCGGUCUAGGUCCUAUUUGUCCUGUUCGUUCGCGAAGUAGACGUUAAAGUUACAGUAGAGAGAAACAAGAUUGUGAUUAUAAGUCGUGGUCGAAGUAUCCUUCUAGGAAAUAUGGGAGCCGUCGGGUCGACGAUUCGCGCGCAGACGGCUUCUUGCUAUGGUGCCACCGGUUCUUGCACAGACUGUGGCUCCUCCGAGUUUGUGGUGCAGCAGACCACCACCGUCACGGCUGCCGCGAUGCACGCCGCCAGCUUCCGACGGAGCAAAGCCGAGCAGGGCCUCCAAAUGGUGCGUAGUCAAAAACAACAGGAUCAUGCGGACUUCUACGGCAGCAGGAGUGGCGGGGGAUCAUACAACUCGUACUUCUACCAGCAGAUGGAAGUCGAUGGUGGCGCCCCUGCUCGGGCCACCAACCACCGACAGAAAGUGUUCUCCUCCGCGACCGGACAUACGGACGGGAGGGUGGAGCUUUUUCUGCGACGGGAUCCCCAGGAGGCCCAGGUGACCCUGCGGUCCACCUCGGCGCGCCAGAAAAACGCCCUCCUCGCGGCCACCGCGAUAUGGCAAGAUACUCCUGCUGGUGGACCACAACAGAUUCCAGCAGCAGACCACGGACCGAUGAGUACUAGUGUGGAAGUAGCCGCGCUGUCCUUUAUCGGACCGGAUUCGCUGGUCGUCGCGCGAGCGGACGGCUACUGCGACCUGUACGACAAUUUGUUUGAGAAGGUAUUCGAGGUUGGUGCAGAGCAGUAUUGUCUGGAGCAAUCCGCCACGUUUUUCGCACACAGACCCAAUUCGCAGGGUGACGGCAUCUCCGCCAUAGUCGCGGCAACAACGGAGUCGUCGUGCCCUGAUUCUCCUGUCGUUGCCCGCUACAAUUAUCUGGAAAACGAUUGCCGCGAAGAUGGAAAACGAGGAUCCACCACCGCCCAAAAUGGGGAGCGCUUUAUGAUUGUCACCGGAGGUGGCGACGGCAGUCUGAAGGCGUUUUGCCUCGCGCCCUCAGGAGAGGACGACGAAGAUGCGAGCGGCCUGAGCGACAUAGACUUAAACGAGCACGGAUCAACAACGACCGGCGGCAGUGACUCCGAGCAGCGGGGGCUGAUUUUCUCGUCCCGGGGCGGUGUUGGAACCAAAUUCACUUCGGUGGGCAACUACAACUCUUCAAUUCAUCCCACGACCAGCGUGAAAUCACUCUUCACCACCGCGAACGCCCAUACGGGUCCCGUGUCGGCUGUCGACCUACUUCUGUUGUCUUCGUCACAGCGGGAAUCCGCUGCGACAGCGAUGACAAAUAACCAGAAUACAGACCUGUCAGCUCUCGUGCUAUCUGGGGGAACGGAUGGGGUCAUGCGCCUGUUUCGAUACGUUGCGACUACCUCUUCCUCUUGUGACAGUGACCAGGGUAGUUCAGAAGGACAACUGCAUCCGGAGCCCGGAGCGAGAAAAAGAAGUGCAGCUGCAAUAUCCACGACGAUAUCGCCACCCAGCACUUCCGUAUCUCUUUCGUCGACCUGUGUUGAUUAUGCACGCCGAUUACCUUUACGUGCUGUGACCCUGGACAAAAGCAACCAGACGCGCGCGGCCUCCCUUGCGGCCAAAUCGCUGCAACUCUGGGACCUGCACCGCAUGCGCGCCGGAUUUUCCACGACUGGCGCUGAGGUAUCCGCAGCGAUCGACGGUCUGAGUUCCGAGGCGCAUUUUGCCGGAGCUGUAGGCUCGCAAGCGCUGCCGGCGGCGCGGCGCUUCUUCGCGAAGCCAGUCUUUUUCCCAAGGAAUAUUUCGCUUCUCGCCACUGGCGGUCAAGAGUUUGUCACCAUUUACGACGUCCGAGCGGGCCCAACGCCCUGUCUUUGGUUCGAAGUGCCUGGUGUGGCCAUUAUGACUGUCGAAUUGGCGGGGCCGGGGGCGCCGGCCACGGCACAGAAGAGCUCUCCGGAAGUUGUAGAGAUGACACUUCUAGCGCAAAGCUACACAGACCGGCAGUACAGUUUUGAUUUGCGGAAGAACAAGGAGGCACUCAUAUCGCCAUCGAAAAUCUCUCGGCUGUCGGCAUCAGUAUGCGUCGCUGGUGGCAAUACGCUAGCGUCGGUUUUGGUUAUCUUGCGAAGGGCUGCUGCUGCAGACCGGCGCAUCGGCCUCGGCACCGCAAGUAGGGGCAGUGGAGCUUGUUCAUCUACGACUGCGC